Molecule: messenger RNA, 1227 nt
Organism: Plenodomus lingam JN3
Lineage: Eukaryota; Fungi; Ascomycota; Dothideomycetes; Pleosporales; Leptosphaeriaceae
Molecular function (GO): ATP binding; serine racemase activity; D-serine ammonia-lyase activity
Source: RefSeq, a predicted model, not a curated record
AUGUCUUCCAUUAUGUCCUCGGCCACUCUGCCCUUGACGCGUGCCUCGGUCGAAGCAGCUCAUGCGCUGAUCAAACCCCACAUCCAUACUACACCCGUCCUGACAAACACCACCCUCUCGACCCUCGCCUCGACGCCACAAGCGUCUGAUGCGCUCAAGGGGACCCCGUGGGAAGGGCAAGAACCUGCGAAACCGAACAUUAGAUUGUUCUUCAAGUGUGAGAAUUUCCAGAGAAUAGGAGCGUUCAAAGUGCGGGGGGCGUUUCAUGCGGUGCUGCGGUUGAUUGAAGAGAGGGGCAUUGAAGAAGUGCGGAAGAAGGGGGUGGUUACGCAUAGCAGUGGCAACCAUGCGCAAGCUCUCGCUCUCGCUGCGAAGACCUUUGACAUCCCCGCCCACAUUGUCAUGCCCACCAUUAGCACACCCUCCAAGAUCGCCGGAACCCGAGCCCAAGGCGCAAUCGUCCACUUCAGCGGCUCGACUUCCCAAGAGCGCGAAGCUGUUGUCGCAGAGGUGAUCGCAACCACGGGCGCAACACUAAUCUCGCCCUACGACCACCCAAACAUUAUCCUAGGCCAAGGCACCAUGGCGCUCGAACUCCAAUAUGAGGUCGAUGAGUUACUUCAUCAAACACCAGGACUAGGCAUACAUGGGGCCUCUCGCCACGGCCUCGACGCCGUCAUCGCGCCCUGCGGCGGCGGCGGCAUGCUCAGCGGAAUCGGCGUCGCACUGCACAACAGCGGCGUGCGCGUCUUUGGCGCUGAACCCAGUUACCAAGGCGGCGACGACGCACGACGCGGCGUUGAAUCUGGGACGCGCAUCACGAGCGUGAAAACGCUGACGAUUGCCGACGGGCUGCGCACGCCGCUCGGUGACUACACCUGGAAUGUUAUCUCCAACAAGGCCUAUGUUGCCGAACUAUACGCCGUCACGGAGCAGAAUAUCAAGGAUGCAAUGAGGCUGGUCCUUGAACGAAUGAAGUGUUUUGUUGAACCGAGUGCAGUGGUCGGGGUGGCGACUGUGCUGUAUAAUGAGGAGUUCAGACGCAUGGUGGAGAGGGAAGCUGGGGCAGAAGGGUGGAAUAUUGGGGUUGUGUUUAGUGGGGGGAAUACGACUAUUGAUGCUAUCAUGGAAAUAUUUGCAGAGCAUGGAGCGGGCACGGAAGGUGAGAGGGCGGAAGGGGUGGUGGGCUUGGACGGGAAGAAUAAGGUCGAGAAUGUUGCUGGUUGA